Bipolaris victoriae FI3 is the source of this 579-nucleotide messenger RNA. RefSeq lists its product as hypothetical. The transcript has a single exon. The record is from RefSeq and is a predicted model, not a curated record. The annotation marks the transcript as partial. Lineage: Eukaryota; Fungi; Ascomycota; Dothideomycetes; Pleosporales; Pleosporaceae.
GAAGAGGAUCAUGAGCCAUUUUUAGGAUACUGGGGCUAUACAAUUUACAGAACAUAUUAUGGGCCUGGAUCUGAUGAACAGUGGUCAAAGUUGCUGGAGAAUAUCACCGACGGAGUCAAGAAAGGCCUCUUCAAUAUCGACGAGGCGGAAAAAGAUCUUGAGGCUGUCACGAAAGCACAGGCUCGAUUUCGGCUCGACACGCGUUCAGCUCCCGCUACCUUAGACGGACGGACACUGGAAGAUAUCCAGCAGGUCUACUUAGAAGGGAGUGGGGGCCAGCCGAUGAGGGGGACGCAAUUCAAUAAUUGGAAUACUGCUAUAUUUCUACUAGCCGACUCUCAAGUGCUAAAGGAUCCUGACCUACGAGUGAUAAAGAUUGUGGACGCGAAUCACGACCCCGUUGCCGAUAUACCAAAGAAUACCCGGUGUGGCCCCCAGAGUAACUUCGGAUGGAUAACCAUGCCAACAAGAGCCUUUGUAGACUCUUACAUCAGGAUGGACACAUUUACGUUUGAGCACAUCAUCAAUCACGCAGGCGGUGGGCCGGGAGUUCUUUGGGAUCCAGAUGUACACUACUGA